UCUAAACAGUCUUUUAUAUUGGGAUUAAUGGUACAAAAUACAGUGGCUGCACCUGCAUAGUGGGCUCCGUGCGCCGAGCACGUGUGCUUUGUUUUGCAACGUGAUGACGCCACGCGUACACAAUAGGAAGUCAUUUGAAUUUACAGGAAGUAAACACAACUCGGAUACAAGCUGUUCAUGUACACCAAUAUUUUUAAACAUGGGUGUGAAAGGUCUUCAGGGCUUUCUGGAGCGCUGCUGUCCAGAAGCCUGUGUGCCUGUGAACCUGAGAGAAAUGGCCAAACAACAUGUUGCCAAAAGCCAGCAAGGCUGUACAACUACAGCUAACACCACCAACAGCCCCACACUCGUUGUGGAUGGUAUGGCGUGCCUCCGCCGCUGGUACUCAUGUCAGGACUGGGUGUGUGGGGGUCAGUGGAGGGAGUACAUGGAUGUGCUGAGGAGCUGGGUGGAGGCCUUCACCUCAGCAGGCAUCAGGUUGGUCUUCAUCUUUGACGGGGUGGUGGAAGAGAAGAAGAGACAGGCGUGGGUGAAGAGGAGACGCAGAGUGAAUGGGGAGAUUUCUAAAAUAUUUAACUACCUGAAGGCACACGGAGAACAUCCGGGUAGAGAGCUCUUCUCUCUGCCUUCUGGUCUGGCAGGUUUUACACCUUUUGCUCUCAGGUCUUUGGGUCAGGAAGUGUUUUGCUCAGUGCAGGAGGCCGACUAUGAGAUUGCCAGCUACGCUCGUCAGCAUGGCUGUAUGGGAAUCCUGGGACAGGACUCAGACUUCAUCAUAUAUGACAGUGCUCCUUACUUGUCUGUGGAAAAGCUGCGGAUAAAGAGCCUUACCACCAUCAUGUAUGACCGCCAGAGGCUCUGCCAAACCCUCGGACUGACUGUUGCCCAGCUCCCACUGCUGGCCUGUCUCCUCGGGAACGAUGUGGUGUCAGAGGAGAUGCAAAACAUCAGGAACAAUGCAAUGGCAACAUACAGGUCGAACUAUCCGACACCACACUCUGGUGCUGUUCAGGGUCAGAUGGUGCUCGCUGUAUCCCACCUUGUGAGCUCCUUGUGGGGCAUAGAGGAAACUGACCUCAUCCCUCAGUCUCUGAAUCUGUCAGCUCCUCACAGAGAGCUGCUGAAGAGAGGGGUGCGCUCUUACUUACUGCCUGGACAUGAAGCUCUUCAGCAAGGCGACAUCUCUGCACUUCCCUCUGCUUUUGAGAAACAUGUCAGCCCAGAAAUAUUAAAGGCAUGUAGAGAGAAGCAUGUUGCAGCAGAGGGUUUCACCGUUUACAGUGUUGUUUGUGAGGGAGUCGUUCAGUGCAGCAACACUCUGGAGGACGGAGAGAACGAUGAGUUACUGCCUCAGGCCCUCGUCUACAAGCUCUGCAGACAACGCACCUAUGGGCUGAUUCUGCUGCACGAGCGUGAUGGCAGUAGCAUCGACCUUCCAGCAGUCAAGGAAUGGUUCGUCUACCCAGGAAACCCUCUGAAGGAACCUGACAUGGUCCAUCCUAUCCCGGUCAGCCUCCCAUGUGAUCAGCCCAGUCUGGACUUGUUAUGGUUUGGCACUGGUCCUGAAGUUUCUGUUCUUCGCCUGACAUCCUUCCUGACGAUUUUUGACUGCCAGGAGCUCUCUGAGUUGUACAGAGCUGUUGAAGACUCUCUCCUGGCUGCUCUCUGCCUCGUCACUUAUAUCGCCCUCCAGGUACAAACUUUGUCUCAAGAGGACUUGGAUGCGUACCUGAGUCAGGCUGUAUGUCUGAGACUGAAAACCCCUGAGGAGCUUCAACAGAUCAAGCUGCCUUUCCUGUCCAGUCGUGCGGUGCAGCUGGGAUAUCUCUACGUCCGAGGACUGAGCCACAUGCUGGGUGCUAACUGUGCCAGCGGCUGCCCGCUGCCCAGCGCUGCCAUCAUGCCCUGGCACAGCUUCGAUGGACGGCUGUUCCACUCAAAGUACCUGCUGGCACAUAACGGCACAGAGGAGACUGAGCUGCUGGACAGAGAUCCGUCCUGCUUGUCUCUGUUUCUCCGCCUGAGAGAGAAACUGCAGGAAACCUGCAGGAGGCACGGCAGAGUCCUGCAGUCCAGACCCCGUGCACCAGAACACAGUCAUAAAGCCACACCAGGACCCAGAUACAGAGAAAGACACUCAGGUCGGCCUCCAGGAGGUGGUGAGAGCUGGAGGGAAAGAGGAGAGAUGACGGGAGGCCAAUAUCAACAUCAUGGAGGUGGAGGUGGAGGAGGAUGGAGGGAAAGAGCGGAGAGAGGGGGAGACCCUAGUGUGUAUGAAAACAGAGAGAGACUGUGGGAGAGAGGAGGAGGAGUGAGAGGAGGCCAUUUUCACCAUCACACUCAAUCUUACCCUGAGAGAGGUCGAUCGUACCGCAGCAGAGGGAGAUACCAGCUGGCUCCGAGAUGGUCGCAGCCUCCUGCACCAGGAACAUAACUUGACUCCGAUUAAGGAGGCAAGAAGAGGAGGAUUAGAGGGGAGGAUUUGAGGAGUUAAGAGGAUGGAAAAGACAUCAUGAAAGGAGCGGAGGAAUCAAAUUUCUCUGAACAAACUGAUUAGUGAAUUACCCGUCAGGAAUGUUUGUCUAAAGGAUGCAGUAGGUAGAGAAAUGGGGAUUAAGAGGAGGCGAAUGAAGAGAUUAGGACCACAUCAUUUAAUUUGGCAGCAUAACCUGAAUUUGUGUCUUUGUGCAUCUCAAAAUAAUCCUGUUUUUUUUGCUGUUUUUUCUUUAAAGUCAAUCAUUUUAAAGCCUCUCCUCUAUCCUCAGGGCCACUUACCUGUCUCACUGUGACAGAAAAUGAACAGUACGCAUGAGCACUCACCAAACAAACACAGAAAUGAGCCACUUCAAACAUGCACUGAGGAGUGGAUUAAUGGUUAAUCCUCAAGCCUGUUUUUACCUCUUAUCUUCACAAUAAAAGAGCAAAGAUCCUAAAAUCUGUGUGUCCAGUGGCAUAAUCCUUUUAAAGGACUGGUUUUAACUGGAGAAACAGUAAUGCCUGUAUCAAGUAUCGACUGAAAUAGAGCAUCAGCACAGCAGAUUUAUACACUCCUGUAAACUGAUACCAAGAGCCGUUUGUGACAUGUGAAAAACAAAGUGAGGCAUCUUCAGUUUCUGCUUUUUUUCAAAUGCGGAAGAAUUGAGUUGUCUGUAAUGGAUACUAAUAGAAAAAAGAGGUUUAAUGUGUUAAAAUGUUUUUUACUGCGUCUAGAAAACUGGAACAUUUUCUCUCAAUGCCGGCACAUCCCUUCUCCUCUUAUACUGACCCUAACCCCAAUAAUGAAACUCUGGUCUUUAAAUUGUUAUCGAAACCUGAGUCAAGUAAACAUGACCAAUAUUUGUUGUCCUAAAAGCCCAGAACCAGAUUCUAACAUUUGAAACAUCACUGUAUUGAGGUGGAGCUGACCUGAAAUAACUGCUAAUUUUCACGACUUGUGGUAACAGUUAAAAGGUAUAUAUAUAUAUUAUUGUAAAUAUAAAAAAAUGUAUUUCCAUGUUGUCUACGGACUAGGUCUAGGUGCUGUAUAAAUAUUGCGAAAGUAUGAAAACACUCAAUCCACAGAGAAAUGCACACAGACCAUAUUCAAAAACAGUGUUUUAGGAGGGAGUGCUUAAAGAGAUGCAUUAGCAUGAGAAAAUAAUGUGUUUUUUCAAAUCAAACUCAAAUCAAACUUUAUUUAUAUAGCGCU
This is a messenger RNA of Centropristis striata (black sea bass), 3688 nucleotides long. RefSeq names its product family with sequence similarity 120 member B (gene fam120b). The transcript is spliced from 16 exons. Gene Ontology annotation, molecular function: nuclease activity. Gene Ontology annotation, cellular component: nucleus. NCBI's taxonomy places the organism in Eukaryota, Metazoa, Chordata, Actinopteri, Perciformes, Serranidae. The coding region runs from base 104 to 2434 and encodes 776 amino acids. The record is from RefSeq and is a predicted model, not a curated record.